Messenger RNA from Babjeviella inositovora NRRL Y-12698, 438 nucleotides. RefSeq lists its product as uncharacterized. The coding region runs from base 128 to 385 and encodes 85 amino acids. The transcript has a single exon. NCBI's taxonomy places the organism in Eukaryota, Fungi, Ascomycota, Pichiomycetes, Serinales. The record is from RefSeq and is a predicted model, not a curated record.
UAUUAUACAAUAUAGAAUUCUGUCUUGUAGGGCGAUACACGUAGAAAUUGACAAGGGCCUUAAGGCGUGUGCUUGAAAUUAGACUCAAGAAAUUGGCUACGAGUUAAGGCGAGCCCGAGAUGAUGAAAUGUUCCGUCAGGAUGGCUGGGGAAACGGAGUACGUUAUGAUCAAUAUAGAGACGUGUCACCGCGUGAAAUCUGCGUCGCGUGGUUCUACGCGCCUCCUCCAAUGCAUGACGUAACCCACCGCUUGGCAAAAACCAAAGUUCUAGAACUUUUUCGGACUGUGCACGUACCAGGGCCUAGCGUGUUUUCGCCGAACCAGAGUCGUAUCCAUUAUCUCUUCCCGCUAGAGCAUACCUCCCAAAAAGAUCUAGCUAUUUGAUUGGAUCAGGGUGUAAUAUUUCGCGCGGAAUCCUGAAGAAAAAUCGCUUAAAA